Molecule: messenger RNA, 4752 nt
Organism: Solea senegalensis (Senegalese sole)
Lineage: Eukaryota; Metazoa; Chordata; Actinopteri; Pleuronectiformes; Soleidae
Gene: esyt1a
Product: extended synaptotagmin-like protein 1a
Exons: 31
Coding region: 431-3682 (1083 amino acids)
Biological process (GO): lipid transport
Molecular function (GO): lipid binding
Source: RefSeq, a predicted model, not a curated record
GGCUGCAUACUUUUCAUGAUGGUGAUGAUGAUGAUGAUGAUGGUGAUAUAUUAAAACGUGGCCUCCGGACAUACAUUGGCUCAGUGUAACACGCUCAGCCAGAGUCCGUGCAAGACGCCACAAGUUAGUGGGGUUUGUGUUUCUGCAGGAUUUCAUGUGAAGGAGGGUUUUUCCAGCAGAGCCCCGCCCCCCGCUCUCUGUCUCUGCGUGUCUCCUGCGAGAGAGGAGCUUCUCGUGAAGAACGGAUUAGUCCCCUGUGAGGACAGCGAAGACAGCUCGUGAGACUAUGUAUCAAUCGAUCGAAAGUUUAUCGGUGAUGGUGUCCUCCAUGAAUCGGUGGUGAGUCCUCAGAGGCGCUCACUCCGCCACAGAAGCAGAGGGAAACAGUAGAAGGCCAGGUCGACCCGGUGAUAUCAAGCGGAUCUUAGCGAUGUCAACCGCAGCUGCAGAGCGAGGCAUGAGCGGGGGGACAGUGGUGACAGCGCCGGCCUCAGCGGACCACCAGCUCCCCGGUGAACGCGCCGUCACUGUGCUGUGGUCGUUUGGAAAAUGCCUGGGCGCGCUCCUGCCCGUCUACCUGGCUGGGUACUAUGGCUUCAGCAUCAGUGUGGUCCUGUUCGCCCUGAUGAUCUACAUGGGAUGGACACACAGUCGACUGGAGAAAAUGGCCAGGCUCAAAUCUGCCAUGUAUCUCCUGGAGAACGAGAAGGAGUUCACCACUGAGAAGGUUUUCAGGGCGAAAAGGGAUUUGCCUCCCUGGGUCAACUUUCCUGACGUGGAAAAGGUCGAGUGGCUGAAUAAGAUCCUGCAGCAGGCUUGGCCCUUCAUUGGUCAGUAUCUGGAGAAGCUGCUGGUGGGAACUAUUGCUCCUGCAAUCCGUGCGUCCAGUAUCCAUUUGCAGACUCUCAGCUUCACCAAGGUCAACAUAGGAGACAAGGCUUUGAAGGUGGUUGGUGUAAAGGCUCACACUGAACAUGACAACAGACAAGUCAUGUUGGAUUUAUACCUGAGCUAUGCUGGCGACGUCGAGAUCAAUGUUGAAAUCAAGAAGUACUUCUGCAAAGCGGGAGUGAAAGGAAUCCAACUCCACGGGAAGCUGCGCGUGAUCCUUGAGCCUCUGAUCGGAGAUGUUCCUCUUGUCGGAGCCAUCACCAUGUUCUUCAUUCGCAGACCUAAACUGGACAUCAACUGGACUGGGCUGACCAACCUGCUGGAUAUUCCUGGGCUGAAUGCCAUGUCGGACACUAUGAUAAUGGAUGCCAUAGCCUCCCACCUGGUGCUCCCCAAUCGCCUCACUGUUCCCCUGGUGACUGACCUACAUGUGGCACAGCUCCGCUCCCCUCUCCCAAGGGGAGUUGUGCGUAUCCAUCUGCUGGAGGCCGAGGACCUGACUGCUAAGGAUACAGUCAUCAAAGGCCUAAUUGAUGGGAAAUCGGAUCCAUACGCCGUUUUGCGCGUAGGAACCCAGAUCUUCACGUCUCAUCACGUAGACAGCAACCUGAACCCCCAGUGGAGGGAGAUGUAUGAGGUGAUUGUCCAUGAAGUACCUGGUCAGGAGUUGGAAGUGGAAGUAUUUGACAAAGACCCAGACCAGGAUGACUUCCUGGGGAGGGUAAAGGUGGAUUUCGACAUUGUGAAAAAGGCCCGGGUUGUAGACGAUUGGUUCACUCUGAAGGACGUCCCAUCUGGCAGCGUGCACCUCCGACUGGAAUGGCUCUCUCUGCUGUCCUCUGCUGACAGACUGAGUGAGGUGAUUCAGAAGAACCAGAAUCUGACCAGUAAGACAGCUGAUCCUCCAUCUGCUGCCGUCUUAGUCAUCUAUCUCGACCAAGCGCACAGUCUUCCUAUGAGAAAAGGUAAUAAGGACCCCAGUCCAAUAGUGCAAAUUUCCAUUCAGGAUACAACUAAAGAGAGCAAGACUUGUUAUGGGACCAACAGUCCUGUGUGGGAGGAAGCUUUUACUUUCUUUAUUCAAGACCCUCGCAAACAAGACAUUGAAGUUCAAGUCAAAGAUGAUGAUCGCACUCUGUCCCUGGGAAAUCUGACCAUCCCUCUGACCCGCAUUCUGGCUACUCCUGAUCUCACCAUGGACCAAUGGUUCCAGCUGGACAAUGCGGGACUAGGCAGCCGCAUCUACAUCAAAGUUGUGCUAAGGGUUCUGUGGCUAAGUGACGAUGCCACGCCCACAACUCCGUCUCCUCGGCCCUCAUCCUCUGGAUCUGGAUUGGGUCUGGGUGGAAUUACAUCUGAACUGAACCCCAUGGGACCCGGUGGGUUAGGCAAACCUCAGCCAGCACGACCACAGCACACUACGCCUGACCCAGAGUUUGCAACUGAGGGAGUGUUGCGCAUUCAUUUGGUGGAAGCCCAAAACCUGAUCGCCAAGGACAACUUCAUGGGCGGCAUGGUGAAGGGAAAGAGUGACCCCUAUGUCAAGAUCCGUGUGGCAGGUAUCACCUUCCGCAGCCACACCAUCAAAGAGAACCUCAAUCCCAUCUGGAAUGAGCUCUACGAGGUGAUUUUGACACAGCUUCCUGGUCAGGAGAUCCAGUUUGAGUUGUUUGACAAGGACAUUGAUCAGGAUGACUUCCUCGGACGGUUUAAGCUGAGCCUGCGAGAUAUCAUCAGUGCGCAAUUCAUUGAUACGUGGUACACGUUAAACGAUGUGAAGUCAGGCCGAGUUCACCUGCUGCUGGAGUGGCUGCCCAGAGUCUCUGACCUACCCAGACUGGAGCAGAUCUUGCAGUACCAGUCGCAGCAGUCGUACCAGAACAAGGUUGUGCCAUCAGCAGCUGUGCUGUUUGUGUAUGUGGAACGUGCCCACGGUCUGCCGUUGAAGAAAAGUGGGAAGGAGCCAAAAGCUGGGGCUGAGAUUACCCUCAAAGGUGUUUCACAUAAAACCAAGGUUUGCGAGCGAUCCACUUCUCCUCGAUGGGAUGAAGCUUUCCAUUUUUUGGUUCGUGAUCCCAGAGAUGAAACACUCGUUGUUAAGCUCUCCCACAGCUGGGGCCAGAGCCUCGGGUCCCUGACUCUUCCUCUCAGAGCGGUUCUGGCUGAGCCGGGCUUGGUGCUGGACCGCUGGCUCAGUUUAGAUGGCGUUCUCCCUGAGAGUCAGAUCCUACUGAAGGUCACAUUCAAGAUCCUGGACACUCAGCUGGCGGUGUGUCGCAGGGAUCCAGGGGAUGCAGGUAAUGAUGGUGGCGGAGAGGAAAUCAUCCCCAGAUGGGUUCCUUCCCAUCUUGACCUCAGACACAGAAGCGGCUUCGCCAUGGCCAGUGAAAAUGUCAACUCUGCAGGCCAGGUGAAGCUCACCUUGGGCUAUUCCACAGAGGAGAGCAGGCUUUUCAUCACCAUUUACUCCUGCAGAUCCCUGGCUUCCUGCUCCAAGGAUGGUGCAGACCCUUAUGUUUCCUUCAUCCUGCUUCCUGACAAAAAAGGCACAACCAAGAGGAGAACUGCCACUAAGAAGAGAGACCUCAACCCAGAGUUCAACGAAAGGUUUGACUUUGAUUUGUCUCUUGAGGAGUCCACACAGAAAAGACUGGACCUCUCUGUGAAGAACAGUGUCUCGUUCAUGAGCAGAGAGAGGGAGCUUAUUGGCAAGUUUCAGCUGGACUUGGACCAAAUAGACCUUAAGACUGGUGUCACACAAUGGUACGAUUUGGUAGCAGAGACCAACUAGAAGAAUCAACGCCUGAUGAUAUAUAUAUAUAUAUAACAAUUACUGUUGCUUCUGUGAUUUGUGACUUGUGUGUUUGUAUAUUCAGCUUAAGUGAAAACUUCCAUCAUCACUGAAGAAGAAGAAGAAAACAAAAAGAUGACUUAUGUGCUUCAUAGAAACACAGUCCACCAAUAUUUACAUUUCGCGUAUCACCCAUGAAGUGUUAACUGUGCUACAUGUCUGCACUGUCUCUGACAGAUUCUUCAGUAGAGUAUUUUGGCUGAAUAGAUAUUUGAUAAUGAAGCAACUAUGUUGCACAACCUACCAAGUUUAUAUAUGUUGACAAGCAUGUACAAGUCAUCUUUGGAUUUUAUUUAUAAAAGGGCUCAUGCUGUGGUUUAACACCCUGAGGUAUGACAAUGUUUUGAAGAUUCGCAGCAGCCGAGACAACUGAAAAAGAUUCUUUUAAAUUUUAUUUUGUAAACUCUUCCAAAGAAAAAUGUCCCAAGAUUACUUUCAUAAUAUAUGUUUUUAUCAUUGCCUUAAGUAUUACAGAACUGUGCAGUUUGUCAGUGUUUAUGAAUUAUGUUCGAAAUGAAGUUUUGUAUGUUUCAACCAGAGCUUUAUGAAAGUUACUUUUAUAAAUCAAAGUAUUAUUAACAAACCUUAGACCCUCACAUUACCACUGGAAACAGAGGUCUGUAAGCCGAGUCUUUAUCACUGUGCUUUUAUGAAGAGAAAACCUUUGUAGAUUCUAAAAAACACAUCGCUGGUGCUUCUUUGUGUUUGUGCGUGUUUGUGGGCAGUUGUAGUUUGUAUAUGCAACAGGCUGAUGUUAGUAUUUUACUUUUUGAGCUCAAUUGUUGUGAGAGGAGAGAAAAUACUGUGCAACAGCAGUGAAACGGCACCCAUGUACCGCCACUGUUGUUUUGCCACAAAGGUUCAGACGCUGACUUGUGGCAAUGACACGGAAAUAUUGUUUUAAAAUAUCUGAAGUGGAGAAAACAAUUGCUGUGCUUCGACAGAAUUUUAACAUAUCUUCUUGUAGCUUCCGGAAAUAUAGAUUAAAGUUUGCACUCUCAUGGAUCCAA